AUGCCUGGGGAUUUACCCCUGGAGCAUUCACCCCAUGCCUGGGGGAUUCACUCCAUGCCUGGGGGAUUCACCCCCUGUUUGGGGAACCCACUCCAUGCCUGGGCUGUCAUUCCCUGGCUGGGGGAUUCACUGCAUGCCUGGGGGCUCGUUCCCUGGCUGGGGAUUCCCUCUGUGGCUGUGGGAGUCGCUCAGUGGCUGGGGUCUCUCACCACGCCCUGCCCCGCAGGCAGAGAUGCCACCAGGGCGUUUGCCAGCGGCGACUUCACCGCGGCGGGGCUGGUGGACGCGGUGUCGGGGCUGUCACCCGCCCAGCUGCUCUCCAUCCACCGCUGGCUGAGCUUCUACAGCGACAACUACGAGCCCGUGGGGAAGCUGGUGGGCAGGUUCUACGAUGAAAAUGGGGCACCUACAGAAGCCCUGAGGGAGGUUGAGGCUGCCAUUGAGGAAGCUGUCAAAUUCCAAGCAGAAAGUGAGCAGAGGAAGCAGCAGUUCCCACCUUGCAACUCUGAAUGGAGCUCUGCUAAAGGUACCCGGUUCUGGUGCUCCAGACAGAGUGGGGGCGUGCACCGAGCCUGGGCCGGAGUCCCUCGGAAGCUGUUCAGCCCUGGCCAGGGGAGCCGCUGUGUGUGUGUGAGGAGCACAGGCCCCCCCUGGGGACAGCCACACUCCCAGCACAGCGACACUGGCGACCUGGAUGACCCUCAGCUGCAGCAGUACGAGGGCUGCCCUCCCCUGGCCGAGCAGUGCGUGCUCCCCCCGGGCUGACUGCAGCUGCUGCACUCCAGAGCCCUGCAGCCCAACCUGCACUUUGGGUGGGCAGCUCCACCUUCAUCCCUUCUACUGUCCAUGCAGAGGGAGCAAUAACAAUCUCAUGUUAUUUGUGAUGCUUUUUUACACGUGGAGAUGAAGUUGAGAGAAGAGGGAAACACUUCAGCCAGGGUUAGUGGCAAAAAAAUCAAGGAACAGAAUGCUUUCUUUAUUUCUAUGGGAAAUAUUUUUGCACCUGGGAACAAACCAUAAGAUGCACAGCCUGAAUGGUAUUUCUGCACAUUUGUUGUGCAGUCAGGAAAUGGAUGUUUGUGUGCACAGUGGUUUAAGGCAGCCAGGUCAGUGAGCACAGGAACUGCUGCAGCAUCACUGCCCACAGUUGGUGCAGUGCUCAGCUCCUGCUGCAGGGCACUGCUGAUGCUCCUUCCCAGGCACCUGACUCACUCCAAGGAGUUUAAAGGUAAUAGGGAGAACCCUGAAUUUCCUCUGCAAUUAAGGGCUGCAGUAUCUAGGAACUUGCACAGUUUAGGUACACACAAUCUUUAUCAAAUUCUUGGAGUAGAGAAGGCAAAGGCCAGAGCUGUAUUUCCUCACUCAGUGUUUGCAUUAGAUACUGUGCCAAGAUAUUGAAGCCACCUAUGAGAAUUGUUGUUUGAUAUUAACCUCAGUUGUCUGGUCUGUGAUUCACCACUUUCAAACUGUUCUGAUCAGAAAUGAGUUGUUUUAAAUAGCUUUCUUUUUACUGCCUGGGUGGCAACAGAACCAUCCUAUUGUAAUCUGCCUCCUGUUUCCAUUCUGGUAUAAGACUUCCUCCCAUCUGGUCUGUGCCUAUCAGACUAUAACCUGAGCUGGAUGUGCCCUUACAAGACCCAGCACUCUUAAAAUCCAUACUCAGUGUAUCACAGCUGGCAGAAUUCAGCAAUAUGUGUGACUCCCAGAAAUGCAGGGCAGGUCAUUACCCUUUCUGGGUGGGGCUGAAAGGGAGGAAGAGAUACCUGCACAGGGUUCAGGCACUGCAAACCUCAAGCUGCAGGGAAGCAGUUGCUGGUUUUAAUGGAAUCUACUGUUAAAAUCAGUUUUGGUGUAGCUGAGCUUUGAGAGGGAUGCAGAUCAGGGUCCAGUGGUGGCAAAGAUCCUUGCUGAGCUGUGGUCAGUUCUUCUCCUUAAGGCAGCUGCCACCUCUGUCUAAGCAGCUAGGAAGUCUUUAUAAACUGAUUUUUAGCUACCAGCACCUCUAAAGUGAGGCCCAGAAUCGAAGUGAUUAGUUAAUUAGCAAAUUUAGUUAAUUAGCAAGGAGGCACCAUUCACUCCCUUGCAGGAGGACACAUUACAGCAUUACACUGAUAAAAGCUCAGAGGAUGCUACAGCUGCCAAGGAUGAAGCCACACACCAACUUAAACAUGUACAUGCUUUUGUAACAAUGAGGCAAAGCAGGGGGGCUGUGUUUUUAUUUUGGGGGGGUUUUACCCAUCAUCAUCCUGAAGAGAAGCUCUUCCAGGCACUGCCCUGCUGUGCCAGCUCAGAUCCCUCACAGGGGGAGCAGAUCUGUGGCAGAACCAAACCUCAGCCCUGGGCUUGAGCCAUCCUUGGGGGUGGAGUGAACAACUAACUCAUUUCACACAAUGCUGCAGACCAAGCUUUGUAAAAAGUGCAGGAAAGAGCUGCAAAGCAGCACUUCACUGCCUCCACAACUCUGGCCUUUGCCACAUUUAAGAAGGCUUUAAAAAUAAAUGGCAUUUAAAGUAGUGAAACCAUCCACCCAAAUUAAUGGCAAGGGCCUUUAAAAGAGCUUUUUAAAGCUCUUUAAAAGUUGCAGCAAAUUCCAGACUAUUAAAUGCUCUAAGUAGUUUGUGAAGGCAAACCAGUCCCAGUGAAGGUGGACCAGCUUGACUUUCUAAGCAAGUUUCAUCUUGCUGUAACACUCAAUCACUAUGCAAAUAGUGCUGAGGGGAUGGUUUUGAUAGCAAGAGCUACACAAAAAUAAAAAAAAAAAACUGCUGCAAAAAGGCAGGGCGGGAAGGUGUUGGUUCAAGUUGAAGUUAGUUGAAAACCAGUUCCCAGCUUAUUCCUCAGUUUAGGGUUUGGAAACACUGGGGAGGAAGUUUGUCUUGCACUAGGAAUAAGUCACUUAUUAAAGCAAACAAGGAGCCACCCUCACUGACCUGAAGUGCUCCAAGACUGUCGUGCUUGUAACUCCAAUUCAGCAGCUCAGCUGGAUUCUCCCAUGGUGGAAAAAGGGUGGGAAGAAAAGAGUGAUAGCUACAGAGGGCUCUAGUCACCCAAGACAGUGCUCUAAUAAAGCUCACCAUUUGUCUGUACUUCAGUAAGUUUUAUUAAUAAAAGACUAAUGCAUCACAAUCUCACCCAGUCUUGGCUGGGUUUGCUAUUGCACUGAAGUUUUCCUUUUCCUGAAGUGAAGCUGCAGCAGCUCUCUGCUCUCCCAGGGGGCUGAGCUGCCUCCAGUGCACAACUGAGUGCACCAAGUGUUAGUAACUUGGACUGAUGAAUUCCAUGAACCAGCUCUGGCCCGUGGGGAGCUCAGGUUUGUUUCACAAGACUGAUUUUAGGUAAGUCUAGUAUAAGGCAUUCAAGAUAACUACAUGGUACAAACUAGAACACCAGACCUCGACAGCCAAAAGAACAGUUGCAGCAGUUCCACAACAUGGACUCAUUUCAGAACAAAGAAUAAAGUUGUUAUGCCCAACUGGAUGUUGUAUCCCUGUUUUUCUUGGUGGUUUGUAAGGAGAAGCUUGCAGGGGGGCAGCUGUCUGUGCAGAAGCAGAUAGUUCCUUAGCAAGGUUUCACCUCACGAUGCAUCACCUAGUACUGCAUUUUAUUACAAGUAGAAUUAUUACACAACAAAGUAAUGCAUAUUGGAAAAAUACAUUUUUACAACGAUUCCAGACAAACAUUGCAGAUAAAAUGCCAUUGUUCUAAGACUUCCUUUUCUAUUUCACAGAGGGUAUUAGAAGGUUCAGUUAUUUCUGUCACUCAUACAAGCUUGGAUUUUUCUAGAGAUGUGUUUGCUGCAGUGACCACCUCUGUUGGUUACAGAAAAAAGAGGACUUGCCUAUUAACAUUUGAUCUACAAAAUGAUCCAACUUUGCCUCCUAUACUUACAUGUUAGUUUAUAAGCACUACACAAGCAGUUGGACAAGCUGUUAUCUCCAGCAUGGGAAGUCAUUAAGGCAUCUGUCAGCUUUUAGCCAGCAACUUACUCUGCUCUGUUAGUACCUUGAACAGCAACAUUCUCACUCCACUCAGUGGUGUGAAAAAGUGACUGCACUUUUAACAGACAAAAAAUUUCAGCCAGACCACAGUUUGUGCUUGUGUAAGUGCUGGACCACGGUAUUUGCUUGUGUAAGAGUGCUGGAUGACUGCAAUCAAAAGGAAUCCAGUCUCAGAACAAAAGCUACAGCAUGAACCACCCAACUCCCCACACAGCCCUGCUGGAGUGCCUGAAGCCUCGUGUGAAGCAGCACUUCCAGGGACACAAACUGAUUUUCCAGCUAACCUUUUGUUCAGUGCUUGGCAGACUUGAGUCUUGAGUUAAUAUAUACCACAAAAGUAGGGGUAAGAGGGGUGAGGGG
Ficedula albicollis (Collared flycatcher) is the source of this 4358-nucleotide messenger RNA. RefSeq names its product neuferricin. NCBI's taxonomy places the organism in Eukaryota, Metazoa, Chordata, Aves, Passeriformes, Muscicapidae. Bases 1 to 765 code for a protein of 254 amino acids. The transcript has 3 exons. The record is from RefSeq and is a predicted model, not a curated record.